This is a messenger RNA of Saccharomyces paradoxus, 1752 nucleotides long. RefSeq names its product protein-lysine N-methyltransferase (gene RKM1). Gene Ontology annotation, cellular component: nucleus. Lineage: Eukaryota; Fungi; Ascomycota; Saccharomycetes; Saccharomycetales; Saccharomycetaceae. The coding region runs from base 1 to 1752 and encodes 583 amino acids. Gene Ontology annotation, biological process: peptidyl-lysine monomethylation; peptidyl-lysine dimethylation. The record is from RefSeq and is a predicted model, not a curated record. Gene Ontology annotation, molecular function: protein-lysine N-methyltransferase activity. The transcript has a single exon.
AUGUCGUCAGAAGCGUUGGAGGCACUCCUUCAGUGGGGUGCAACAUUUGGUGUAAUAGUCCCAGAGGAACUCAAGUUUGAAUAUACCGAUCUUAAAGGCAUUAUUUGCGUAUGUGAAAAAGAUAUAGACAAUCCAAGCAUCAAGAUUCCUCCUGAGAUCGUUAUUUCGAGAAAUCUGCCUAUGAAAUUUUUCAAGCUCAGUGAAUCCACUAAGAAUAUCAACGGAUGGCUGAAGUUGUUUUUCGCAAAAAUAAAAUUCGAUAGAGAUAAUGAUACUAUCGUGGACGAUGUUCGUGUGAAUGAGAAAUUUAAACCGUACUUGGAUGCGCUACCUUUUCGACUAAAUUCGCCGUUGAUCUGGAACCCAAGCGAGUUGGAGCGUUUAUCAUCUACAAACUUGGGGAAUUCCAUUCACGAAAAAUUUGCAGGCAUAUUUAAAGAGUGGCUUGAAUUGGUCAGUUCUUCUGAUUUGUUUGACUUGGAAAGAGUGGCAGAUGACAUUCAGACUUUUCAUAAGCUCGAUGAAUUGACAUACGAGACCCUGUAUGAGCAGAUUUUGAAGAACACGGAACUUCAAACACCAACUAUUUGGUAUUCCUUUUCUGCAUUUUUAUGGUCGCACCUCAUAUUCAUUUCAAGAGCAUUCCCCGAAUAUGUGCUAAACAAAAGCUGUCCUGAUAAUUCUAUCAUACUACUUCCCAUCGUUGAUCUUUUAAAUCAUGACUACCGUUCUAAAGUCAAAUGGUAUCCUGAAGAUGGGUGGUUCUGCUAUGAAAAAAUUGGAAUCGCUUCCCAAUCACGAGAACUAUCGAAUAAUUAUGGCGGUAAGGGAAAUGAAGAAUUACUGUCUGGAUAUGGGUUUGUUUUAGAAGACAACAUAUUUGAUUCAGUGGCUUUGAAAAUCAAACUGCCAUUAGAUGUGGUAUCAAACAUUCUUGAAACGGAACCUAAUUUGAAGCUGCCCUUACUGUCAGAUUAUACAACAUAUGCUUUCGAAAACAAAGAUUGUGGCCAACAAGAAAAGAAGGUUGCACGUAGUGUUACGGACUACGUAGAUGGAGUGACUUAUUUCAUUAAUAUUAACAAUGAACAAAGCUUAGAACCAUUACUGGAUCUUUUUACCUACCUCUCCAAGACCGAAGAGGAGAGUCUACAUGAUUUGAGAGCCCGUUUUGAGGGCAUACAAAUGCUAAGAAAUGCAUUACACAGCAAACUCAAGUGUGUCAUUGGGCCGCCUGCAGCUGAUGACUCAUAUGCGAUCGAUCCUUACAGACUUUAUUGUGCUGACAUAUAUACCAAAGGUCAAAAGCAAAUCUUAAAAGAGGCUGUAACGAGGUUGAGAAAAUUGGAGAAAACAAUGCUGUCCGAGAACAAGCACCAAUUACUAACCAUGAGCAAAAUUCUCAAGAAUGACCCUGCUUUUGUAGAGGCGGAAUUACCUUCGUUGUUCAGUAAUGAGGAUGAUGAGGAAGUCAUCUUUGAAUCUACUUACGACCUAUUGAUACUCUGGGUUUUACUGAAAACGAGAAGUAAUUCGUUUCCAAACAAAUAUGAAUGGGUUGGACGACAGUAUGCUAACUUCGAGCACAGUGCAUACAUCUCAGAUGAUGCCAAGGCUUUCCAUACCCAAUACUUUGAGAAGCAAGACGAUGUGGAUGUGGACCAAGUAGAUCACGCGAUCCAGUUCGUGGUAGCCAAUUCUUUCACCAGAACAUCAUCUACAGCCGCAGAGACUAUCGUAGUGCGCAAAUAG